Molecule: messenger RNA, 699 nt
Organism: Branchiostoma floridae (Florida lancelet)
Lineage: Eukaryota; Metazoa; Chordata; Leptocardii; Amphioxiformes; Branchiostomatidae
Exons: 4
Coding region: 168-539 (123 amino acids)
Biological process (GO): monoatomic ion transport
Cellular component (GO): membrane
Molecular function (GO): extracellular ligand-gated monoatomic ion channel activity
Source: RefSeq, a predicted model, not a curated record
UCUAAGAUAGUGGUUUAGCUAAUAUACAUACAACACGAAGUACUGACACACGAUGUCUCGUGUGUUAUCCCUUUCCUUUGGUGUUUGGGUUGUCCUGUUGUAUCCUAAAUGUGACGAGCAGCAACUUGAAUGUUACGACUCCCGUUUCCAACAGCAGCUACCCAUUCAUGACAGAGUAUGGUGACUUACCAGGGGACUACAACCCAGACGCCGUUCCAGCGGAUGAUACAGUCAACUGUGGCAUCUAUAUCCUGGACCUGGGUCAUUUUUCAGAGCGACUGAUGAAAUACGAGAUCGAGUUCUACCUACAUUGUGAUUGGGUCGACCGUCGACUGGCCAAGGAAAGCCUCCUGCCGGACCGGGCUCACCAGAUCUGGUUACCUCGCAAUGACGCGGGAAAGGCCAUCCUGAUCUGGACCCCCACCGUGCAGUUCAACAUGGCCAAGGAUGUAGAGGAAAGUGGGGAAUACCUUUACGGGCGGUGGGAUGGGACCGUUACUAAGAUCAUGAAGUAUGUUGUGACGGAACAAUCUAAUUGAAUUUCCUAUGAUUGAACUUGCCACUUAAUAUAUAUGCAAGUUCCUAGGAUUUCUCUGGGUGGGUCAGAUGGUUUGGUUUAUCAUAUCAUUGAAACCUUGUCCCGCUGACGAUUUUUUAUGCAUAGUUAACUAACCCCCCCCCCACCCGGGCUGAAACACA